AUGUCGUCUGAAUGGACGGGAACUGCAAAUGCUCAUACUCUUGUCCUCCUGGGAGAUUUCAUGAUAGGUCGUCUCAUCGAUGCUCUUUUGCCUACCAGUAUUGCACGGGAGGCGCCAGCAUCAGACCCAGAAUCUGUCACACAGCUUGUCGAUCAUUCGAUUCUUCCCAAGUACCCGGAAUUGAAAUCUUAUGGCUAUCAUUCACCUUGGGGCAAUAGCCUCAACUUACUCAGAGGUGCUGACAUGGUGAUAGCCAAUCUUGAAACAGCGUUGACAACGAGUGAGCGGAAAUGGGAACACAAAGUUUUCAACUAUCGAAGUCAUCCCGAAAAUGUCAAAUGCCUGAUGAACAUAGGAAUGGGGGACGGCGAAAGAAGAGGAUACGUCAGCUUGGCAAACAACCAUACCCUUGACUGGGAAGUGGAAGGAUUGGCCGAGACUGUGAAAACGUUGAGUGACGCUGGCGUUGGGUUUGCGGGAGCAGGGAGGACACAGGAGGAAGCAGAAAGGCCGGCAUCCCUGCAACUUGGUGGAACGCAGCUAGCCACGACGCCAUGGAACAUUGACUGCUGGAGCUUCUCAGACCACCCCAGUGAAUGGAAGGAGAUUACAACCUUCAAUUUCAUCGAAUACACGAGGCACGGGAGGGAAAAAUUGAAAAGCCAGAUAUUGUCCGAACAAUCCAACCAGAGAAGUCAGAACGAUUCGAAGCAGAGGUCGAAGCUGAAAAUCAUCUCAAUUCAUUGGGGCCCAAAUUAUCGAUGGCGACCAUCCAAGGAAAUUGUGGAACUGGCGCAUUGGCUGGUUGAUGAGUGCGACAUCGAUAUCAUUCAUGGCCACAGCAGCCAUCACAUCCAAGGGAUAGAAAUAUACAAAGGAAAAUUAAUCUUGUAUGGAUGUGGAGAUUUUGUGGAUGACUAUGCGGUCGAUAAGAGUUGGCGAAACGAUCUCAGCGCUGCGUGGAGAGUCACGGUCGCCCCCAACAACGAGGUGGCUGAACGAGGUGAGAGGCUUAUGGUUCAGAAGUUGGAAGUAUUCCCAAACAGGAUCGAAAGAUUUUCUGCAAACUUGCUGAGCCCGGGCGAUGAAGAUCAUCAGUGGUUGCAGAAGAAGUUCAGGGAUCUAUGCGAUGAACUCGGUACAAAGAUUGAGAAAGAAUUAGGUGAUGAGGGACAAAUCAUUGUCGACACCAGGAGCCAAGGUUGA
This is a messenger RNA of Exophiala aquamarina CBS 119918, 1206 nucleotides long. RefSeq lists its product as uncharacterized. The transcript has a single exon. The record is from RefSeq and is a predicted model, not a curated record. The coding region runs from base 1 to 1206 and encodes 401 amino acids. NCBI's taxonomy places the organism in Eukaryota, Fungi, Ascomycota, Eurotiomycetes, Chaetothyriales, Herpotrichiellaceae.